Messenger RNA from Cotesia glomerata, 918 nucleotides. RefSeq names its product mitochondrial import receptor subunit TOM20 homolog B-like (gene Tom20). Gene Ontology annotation, biological process: tRNA import into mitochondrion; protein targeting; protein import into mitochondrial matrix. The coding region runs from base 313 to 747 and encodes 144 amino acids. The record is from RefSeq and is a predicted model, not a curated record. The transcript has 3 exons. Lineage: Eukaryota; Metazoa; Arthropoda; Insecta; Hymenoptera; Braconidae. Gene Ontology annotation, molecular function: transmembrane protein transporter activity. Gene Ontology annotation, cellular component: mitochondrial outer membrane; mitochondrial outer membrane translocase complex.
UAGUUUGAUACUAGCUCUCUCCGCUCGAUUUUCAUUCCAUGAUUCCAUUUCGUCGUGCUGAUUGCUAGUAAAGAGGAGCUUAUCUCUUUUUUUUUUACAUAAAAGUACAAUUCUUAAGAGGUUUAUUCAUUCAGCGUUUAAUUAUCACAUAAACUUUAUUUUGUUUCGCGUGUUAAUUACUAUUCAUCAAUUGCACGUUUUACUGAAGUCUCUGCAAUGCCAGUUUACUGAAAUAAACUUAAUAGUUAUAGCUUGAUAAAUUAAAUCAUUAUUCAUAUUAUUUUAAAAAAAUUAACACUUUUUUUGUAAAAAAUGACAAUGUCUAAAGCUGCGGUGGGCAUAGCCGUUGGUAUUGCUGGAUUAUUCGUUGGUUACUGCUUCUACUUUGAUAAAAAACGACGAAGUGAUCCAGAAUUCAAAAAUAAAUUACGCGAACGGAGAAAAGCUAAAAAACAAGCACAGAGAUCUGGCACGGUCAUUCCUGAUUUAAAAGAUCCCGAAGUCGUACAAAAGUUCUUCCUUCAACAAGUUCAGUUGGGCGAAGAGUUGCUUGCUAACGGUGACUUGGAGGGUGGAAUUGAGCAUUUGGCAAACGCUGUUGCUGUCUGCGGACAACCACAAGAACUCUUGAGAGUUUUACAGAAGACACUUCCUCCAGAAGUCUUUCAUUUACUGUUACAAAGAUUACCAUUGGUUGGACAGAGGCUCGUAUCACAAACUACGAUGGCUGAUGAAGAUGUUGAAUAAAUUAUUUUACAUACUAUUUGUCUUAUUUUAAACAACGAUAAAAAUGUUAAUUAAAAAACAGUAAUAUUAAAAAAAAAAAAAACUAUUGGUCUUUAAUUUGUAAAUUCAUUUUUGUUUAUUAACAAAUUGAUCAAUAACGAUCAAUAUACUAUAAAUUCUUUCUGCUACAUA